AACGGUUGGAGCUGCACUUCCGGUGUCAGAGGUCACCGCCGUUGAAAGAUGGCGGCGCCGGACGAGCUGUUCUGCUGGGAAGGAGACUCCGGUCUACCGUCCGUCAGCACCGACUGCCUGGUGGUUCUGGCCUACGCUCAGUUUGCUGGAGCUCCUCUCAAACUUCGGAAGAUCUCAAACCCCUGGAGGAGUCCCAGCGGUUCACUUCCUGCUCUGAGGACCAAUCAGAAGGAAACUCUGUCCAGACCCUCUGACAUCAUCAUUCACCUGAGGAAACAGAAAUAUAAUGCAGACUACGACCUGUCGGCGAAGGAGGGCGCCGACAGCCUGGCCUUCAUCUCUCUGAUGGAGGAGAAACUCAUGCCUGCCCUGAUCUACGCGUUCUGGAUCGAGCCAAAGAACUACGUGGACGUGACUCGCCGCUGGUACGCCGAGCACAUGCCGUUCCCCCUCAACUUCUUCCUGCCCGGACGGAUGCAACGCAGACAGCUGGAGAAACUGCGACUGCUGCGAGGAAACGAGAGCCUGGAGGCCGGAGAGGAGCUGGAGAAGGAGUUGUUCCGUGAUGCUGCUGAGUGUAUGAACCUGCUGUCCCAACGUCUCGGCUCACACAAGUUCUUCUUCGGAGACUCGCCUUCGUCUCUGGACGCUUAUGUGUUUGGUCACUUGGCGCCAAUCCUGAAGUCCAAACUGCCCAACGGGAAGCUGCAGCAGCAUCUGAAAUCCCUCGACAAUCUGACCAACUUCUGCACAAACAUCCUGCUGCUCUACUUCCCCAGAGACGGCCGAGAGAGCUCCGGUCAGAAGACGGCCUCCCAGCCUGAAGGCGGAGACUUCGACCACGUCCCCAACAAGCGGAGGAAGCAGUUCCUAUCGGUGCUGGUGGCUCUGGGCGCCAUGCUAAGCUACGCCCUCCUGACCGGCAUGGUGUCCAUCCAACACAUCCAGCAGGAGGCGCUGGAGGAGCCGCCAGACCUGGAGACCCUCAGAUCCCACGACCACGAGGAGGAGGAUGACGGCUGAGGACGACAAUCUGUCGAACGGAGGUCCAUGAACGCAUCAUCACAAGAACUUUAUGGACUGAAGUGAAGUUGUUUAAGAUCCAGAUGUUAUCAGAUAAUAGUUAGUUUCAUCACUGAGGAGUUGACUGUCACCAAAGAGCCAGAAGUCGUGUCCACAGGAAAUGUACCGAAUUACAAAAUAAUCAGGAGCCUUUCAGUGGACAGGAAGUGGAUGUUGGUGCUGUUUAUGUACAGAAUUAAUUAAAACAUCAUUUCUCAGAGUGACAUUUUUAAAAUAUAACUUUGGUUAAGUUUUGUUUUGUUUAACUUUUGUUAAGUUUUUUUAAACAUAAGAAAAAAUGUGGUUUGCUUUGUUCCUUAAAAAUAAUUUGCUUUUUCUCAGAUUGUUUUUGCUCACAACAGAAUGAUCACAUGACAAGAACAACAAAUAAUAAAUCUAUAAAUAAUUAA
This is a messenger RNA of Thunnus maccoyii (southern bluefin tuna), 1472 nucleotides long. It is a transcript of the gene mtx1a, whose product is annotated as metaxin 1a. Gene Ontology annotation, cellular component: SAM complex. The record is from RefSeq and is a predicted model, not a curated record. Gene Ontology annotation, biological process: mitochondrion organization. The transcript has 8 exons. The coding region runs from base 49 to 1023 and encodes 324 amino acids. NCBI's taxonomy places the organism in Eukaryota, Metazoa, Chordata, Actinopteri, Scombriformes, Scombridae.